Thlaspi arvense is the source of this 1896-nucleotide messenger RNA. The record is from the annotation of a GenBank genome assembly. Lineage: Eukaryota; Viridiplantae; Streptophyta; Magnoliopsida; Brassicales; Brassicaceae.
UACUUGGCGUGGGAAGAUUUGACGGUGGUUAUACCAAACUUUCGUGGUGGUCCGACUCGAAGGUUGCUCGAUGGACUAAACGGGUAUGCUGAACCGGGUCGAAUCAUGGCCAUUAUGGGUCCUUCCGGAUCCGGCAAGUCCACGCUUCUUGAUUCUCUCGCAGGUAGACUCGCAAGAAACGUGAUUAUGACCGGUAAUCUUCUACUAAACGGAAAGAAGGCAAGACUAGACUACGGCCUAGUCGCUUAUGUAACACAAGAGGACAUUUUGAUGGGAACACUAACGGUGAGGGAGACAAUAACAUACUCAGCUCAUCUAAGGCUUUCAAGUGAUUUGACCAAAGAAGAAGUCAACGACAUCGUUGAAGCCACAAUCAUGGAGCUUGGUCUUCAGGAUUGUGCAGACAGGAUCAUAGGUAACUGGCACUCUAGAGGAGUGAGUGGCGGCGAGAGGAAACGCCUCAGCGUUGCGUUAGAGAUCUUAACGCGACCGCAGAUUCUGUUUCUCGACGAACCCACAAGCGGUUUAGACAGUGCUUCUGCUUUCUUUGUGAUCCAAGCGCUUAGAAACAUCGCUAGAGAUGGCGGUAGAACCGUUGUUUCAUCGAUUCAUCAGCCUAGUAGCGAAGUUUUCGCUCUCUUUGAUGACCUUUUCUUGCUCUCUGGUGGUGAGACUGUUUACUUCGGUGAAACCAAGUUUGCUGUUGAGUUCUUUGCUGAAGCGGGUUUUCCUUGCCCGAAGAAACGGAAUCCUUCUGAUCAUUUCCUAAGAUGUAUAAACUCUGAUUUCGAUACCGUUACAGCUACACUCAAAGGAUCUCAGAGGAUGCGGGAGACACCAGCUACAUCAGAUCCUUUGAUGAAUCUAGCUACAUCUGAGAUCAAAUCUAGGCUUGUUGAGAAUUACCGUCGUUCUACCUACGCGAAAUCCGCAAAAUCUAGGAUCCGUGAAUUAGCUAACAUUGAAGGACAUCAUGAGAUGGAAGUGAGAAAAGGAAGCGAAGCGAGCUGGUUUAAACAGCUAAGGACUUUGACAAAGAGAUCAUUUGUGAACAUGAGCCGUGAUAUUGGAUACUACUGGUCAAGAAUUGUGAUAUACAUUGUGGUAUCGAUCUGCGUCGGGACGAUCUUCUACGAUGUGGGACACAGCUACACGUCGAUCUUGGCUCGGGUUUCUUGCGGUGGAUUCAUCACCGGUUUCAUGACUUUCAUGUCCAUUGGAGGGUUUCCUUCUUUCAUUGAAGAGAUGAAAGUGUUCUACAAGGAGAGACUGAGUGGUUACUACGGCGUUUCGGUUUACAUCAUAUCAAAUUACGUCUCUUCUUUCCCGUUCUUGGUGGCGAUAUCCGCCAUCACGGGGAGCAUUACUUACAACAUGGUGAAGUUCCGUCCAGGGUUCUCCCAUUGGGCGUUUUUUUGUCUCAACAUAUUCUUCUCUGUCUCAGUCAUUGAGAGUCUCAUGAUGGUUGUGGCUUCUCUUAUUUUCUGGCGCUACCCGAUUUCCUUCAUGAGUUAUGGUUCUUGGGCAAUUCAGGGAGCAUACAAGAAUGAUUUUCUUGGUCUAGAGUUUGAUCCAAUGUUUGCGGGAGAACCCAAGAUGACUGGAGAGGAAGUGAUAAGAAAGAUAUUUGGAGUUACAGUGACACAUUCUAAGUGGUGGGACUUAGCAGCGAUCGUGUUGAUCCUCGUGUGUUACCGAAUUCUCUUCUUCAUUGUGUUGAAGCUUAAGGAGAGAGCAGAGCCCGCAUUGAAGGCCUUACAAGCAAAAAGAACGAUGAAGAGUCUGAACAAGAGACCUUCUUUCAGGAAAGUCCCAUCUCUAUCUUCAUUAUCUUCAAGGAGACACCAACCUCUACGUUCACUUUCUUCCCAAGAAGGUCUUACCUCUCCAAUCAAU